Copidosoma floridanum is the source of this 1530-nucleotide messenger RNA. RefSeq lists its product as uncharacterized. NCBI's taxonomy places the organism in Eukaryota, Metazoa, Arthropoda, Insecta, Hymenoptera, Encyrtidae. The record is from RefSeq and is a predicted model, not a curated record.
AUGAAGUCCAACUCCUGCCCGGAAAUAAAGCGUUUAUCAAAGAAGACUUUGGGCCCCCUCGACUCUCUUGUUGCUUUGGGUAGAGAUAACUGGUGCGAAGACAUCAUCAUCGUUUUUGUGGUCAGUAGGUUCGAUAACUCUACCAACCGUAAGUGGCAGAAGCACCUAGGUAGCAGUGAUGAGCCGCCUACUCUUGCUCGUUUACAUGAGUUUAUAGCUGCCCAAAUUAUCACGAUGGAAACGUUAAAGUCAGUUAAACGGAAGCCUACGUCCCAAGAUACGUCAAAAUCCAAACCACAGUCUUCAUUCAUGCAUCAAAUCGCCACUUUUAACGAUUCAGGCUCCAUUAGUUGCUUUCUCUGCGGCAAGCCCCAUCGUUUGUUCUCCUGUCCAACCUUCCAAGGUAAACCUCUGAACGAAAAACGGCAGCUCGUAAACGACAGGCAACUUUGUCUCAAUUUUCUUGGUCAACACUUUGUAAAACAGUGUAAGAGUAAGUUCUCGUGUUCGGUUUGUCAUCGAAAGCAUCAUACCCUAUUGCAUAAGGAAGAGGCCAAGUCAAGUCCCUCGAAAGACUCAACCUCUUUUGAUAAGCACGCCGGUGGUCCUAAAAAAGCUCAUGAACUUCCACCCGAUCAAAGCUUCUGCGCUAACAUCAACUUAUUGCGUAGCGAGGGUUUACCUUCAGAACCCAAGGUUCUUUUAGCUACCACUCGAAUUUACGUUCGAGGCCCAGAUCGUUCACAGGUUCUAGUCAGAGUCCUUGUUGACCAGGAUUCUCAAAGUUCUCUGGUGACUCGUUCUCUUUGCGAGGUCUUAAGACUUAAGACGCACUCGGUUAGCAUCUCAUUAGCUGGCGUAGAGGAUUCACCCUUAACUCAUGUUACGAGAAGGACUUACAUAAACUUUCAACCCCAUUUUGAUUCGUGUGUCAAGCGCGACACUGAGGCCCUGCAUGUUCCUAAGAUUUCUUCGUAUAAGCCUCCUACUUCAAGAAGCUUAGUUGAUAUUUCAUACAUUCAAGAACCUCAACUAGCGGACCCUGAUUAUCACUCCCUCGAUAAAAUAGACGUUCUACUAGAAGCCUUUGUUCAUGCCUACAUAAUUCAAAAUUCAAUUCAACGAGGCUCCCUCGAUCAACCCAUCACUUCAGCCUCUCAGAUCGGAUGGCUAUUAUCAGAACCUGUUUCCUUCGUAUCGAAGAGUGUCCCUUCCUUCAAGCAAGCCAGCCACUUGAUCACCGCACCUGAAGAAAUUGCAGUGAUGCACAUUUCCAAGGGCUCUGAUCUCGAUGAAGUUAUGCAACGAUUUUGGCUGGUCGAGAAACCUCUCUCCAAGCCUGAGCUGAAGGAAGACGAUCUUCGUUGCGAGGAGCAAUUCAACCUCAAGCAUUCUCAAUCCCCUGACGGCCAUUUCGUGGUCAAACUUCCGUUCAAGGGCGAAACUGUUGCCACUCUUUCGCUUCGUGAGGGCUCAUACAAAACUGUGCUCUCCAUGAUCCGUCAGCAAAGAUUCAGGAACGAUCCUUGA